ACAAAUUAAGCCUAUACAAAAUGUUCUACAACCGGCUAACAUUCACAAACAUAGACAGGCUAUGUCGGAUGAUGUCAACUUCUGAAAAAUACGUAACAAAACUUCCAUCGACUACUAAAGCCGGCCUCAAUCAAAUAGGCGUGCAGUCGUACCUAACAUGUUUUUUCUUCGAUCGACUUCGACAGAUUGCAACGGAAGGCCAAAACUGUAUCUGAUACAUGCAACGCAGCUUCCAAUUCACUCGACUUCUAAUGAUGUCAUAUAGGUCAACAGCCCUGUCUGUGCCACAGCAGUGUCGAUGGGGGAGCAAAUUCUCAGCUUUUUGCAUCUUUUGCCGAAGUCUUAACAGCAGAGUAAACACACAUCCCUUGUUCGCGAAAACUCGGUGAAUAUUUCGUUUCUUGACUGGAAAUGCGAAAAUUGCCGAGCUGAACUGAAUUCACCCACUGUCAAAUGAAUUAGCGUGGGUAUCCACCGGAUUACCCACCACCUUGUCAUCAUUAUAAAUGAAUACGUUAAACUAUUUACAAAGAAGGCACCGCUGUGUGUACCAACUACGCAUACGGCAAAUUCGUUCGUGAGGGCAGCCGCAUAAAGAUAAGCUACACUGAAUUCCCCGCGAGCUGUUGCAUCGUCAUGGAUUCCAAGAAAUGCACUCUUUUCGAUAAGAUAAGGAUACCUACUGAACAUUAUUCCACAGUCACAAUCGUCCCGUCUUUCAAGCGGGUACAGCCAAGUUUCACUCUCCGAUGGAGGCCAACUUUCAAUCUUUUUCGCGCAUUAAAGCUUUGGAUGAAUCUCUUCAAAAUGCCAUUAAACUGGAUUGUUUGGAACUGGUACAACGCGCAAUCGACCGGGGAGCUAACAUUGACUGCCAAUAUCCGGACGAUUGGAACAGCCCGCUACAUUUGGCUGUGCUGAGUGAAUGCCACGACUCGCUGAUCCUACUGCUGAUGAAUCACCGACCAACGUGCGGACUGGUGAAUGGGGAAAAUCUAACAGCGGCAGAGCUGGCCUUUCGCAAUGGACAGCGCUGUCUUGGACGAAAAUUGAUUGAAGUGGAGUUUGGGAAGGUCGCUCCGGAAGAUGCAUUCUACCAGUUGCUUCGGAGAAGUUCCGUGGAAGCUUUGGAGGUGCUGAUUGAGGUAUUGGGUUUACCUCGCCGACAAAUGGUGGAGUGUUUGGCUAAGGCGUGGGGUAAGCUGGAAGUGAUGAAUGUGAAACUUUUGCCUGAGCUGGAGCUGUUUGCUCAACUGUUAAUUAUUCGCUUCGAUUACGAGGAAUCACUUAACGCGGGGGGAGCGGCUGGGUCUUCGAAGAUAAGCCAACAAGAGGUAGCCGAGCGGAUGGGCCUGGUAGUGGAAGGGAUUGAUUGUUUGGAGCAGAAGUAUGACACCGGACUGUGUGAUGACGUGAACGACGAGUUUUUGGAAAAUUUGAGGGGUAUUUUGAAGCACUUGUUUUUUGUAAAAAAUCGAGUGGAGAAUUUUCCGGUGCUGCAGUUGGAGUUUUGUGUAGCUAUCUAUUUGGCGAUUUUUGAUCGUCGACCGGAGUUGGAUUUGUUCCAGCUAGUGAUAUACAAGUGUUUAGUAGUGAAGUUUCUAAAGCAAUUCAAAAAAGCGUUCCUUGAUCCGAAGAAGAACGAUGGAAGAAUGUCAAGUGAAUUGUUGUAUGAUUUAAUGAAAUUAGUAGCAACUAACAGAAACAAGAAAUGUAAGGAAAUUCUAGCCACUUGGAUAUCAGAAGAUGGAGUUACAUAUAGUUCUAAGGAAAAAGUAAUGAUCAGGAAUAAAAUUUUGGCGUGCUCAUUAAUCAAUAAUAUUCUGUCAGUGCAGUACAGUGAACUUACCAAAGAAGAGCAUAACAUACUGAAGACGGAAUGCGCUGCAAUUAAUAGGUUAUUUGAAACCAGAAAAGUACGAUUUCGGUUCAAGGAUCUGUUUAGGAUAUAUUUUAAACUUAAACAAAUGUACUCUCUGCAGAAAGCAAUUGCAUGUUUGGCAGUUAUAGAAAAGAUUGAAUUGGACCCUUAUAAGAACUGUUACGUUUCAAUGUUAGCAAUUCAACGUGCAUUGCAGGUAUUAGGAGAAACUCUAAAAUCAACAAAAUUGUCACCAAAUAUUUCCACUAAUUUACGAUCCGCAAUAGAGUUUUUAGCGCCAGGUGACAUUCUGAACCGCAUCACCAAGUUACGCCACUUCUUUUCCCACGAGUAUUCGAGUUCGAAGCACUCCCUGUACAAUCGGUUGAGAGUUUAUGAUGAAGAGCUGAUUGAGCUGUAUAAACGAAUUAGGGCAGAUCUCAUGAAAGUAACCCCAUUGCUGACCAACAUUUAUGUGGGACAGAUUGAGAAGAGCUUCAACAGUUUUAUAGGAUCGAUCCUGCAGCUUGGAACUGUCCGGGAAGUGCAGUCACUAGCCAAGGCCUGUCGGGUUCAGUAUGGGUUUAAAAUUGAUUUUGACCUUCAAACUACCGAUGUGUCCGGUAUUGACGAGCUUUUGCGACAGCUAGAAGGUACCUAUAAUAAUUUUGAACACGAGGAGAAUCUGGCAAUUGUUGCCAAGGUCAGAGAAAUGUUGGGGAAUUAUACUAGUUUUGUUAACCGCACUACGAUUGAUUUCAUGACAGCACUGGUAAUAUCGAGCAUUGGGAUUUUGCUGUUAAACGAAACGUUGGAGUAUCAGAGAAACUUUGUUCGAUACUUGUUGAAAAAUAGUCAUGACCCCAGAAAUUAUCAGUACGGUGUAAAGUCGUUAAUUAUGCAUAGUUUCAAUAAGGAGAUACAACGUUUGAUGACGCUCGAAGCAAGCUCGGUCAGCGUUGAUUCCAUGAGUAGGGUAAACAUCAUUCAGAACUUGUUGAAAUUGGCAUCUUCGGCUGAAAUCGACUCAAUGCAUGAACUUGUCUAUGGCAAGAGUUCUUGCAACAAUUUCAAAACAACGCAAAAAACUGUCACUUCGCUACAGCUGACAUUAGCGUCCGAGGAUCUUUUGUUCGAGUUGGAUAGAUGUUUGGGAAAAUACUACGCAAAUUUGUUCGCCCUAGAUGAAAAGUACCGCACUGUGAAGGCAUUUUGCAAACGUCACAUGUUGAAGUACAGUAAUGAGAAAGCUAUCCAGUGUCGAAGGGAAGAUAUGAUCUACUACAGAAAAGUGUUUGAUGACUUAAUUGGUGAUUUGGCCGGAAUAAUCGCCCUACCAGCUGACGCGAAAACGACAGAGAUUGUUUCUCUACUGGCGUCCGUUGAAAGCUACCAGAUGGACAGUCCAGACGUAUUGGCUGUUGAAAUAAUUCUUCUAGAGAUUUUGGAAGUCCUUUCCACUCUGGGUGUAAUUUCGGAUAAUCGAGCGUCAAUGUCUUGCUAUCGUCCCGUCCUUACCGGGCGUAAUCUUCGGAACUAUCUUGCCCACGAUGCACUUGUGUACGAGACAUUUUGCCGCAACAAACUUCCCUAUAGAACAGUGGUAUUGAAUGCAAUUUGUUUUUGUCGCUAUUUAAGUGUUGACGUUUACCGUCAAAGUUCAAGGGGGUGUAUCAUAGAAAGCUGUAUACCAGUUUCUUCUAUAGAGCAGUGGAUGAACCAAAUUCUUCGUGAAAAAAUUCUCCUAUUUCAGUUAAUUUCUAAGGGAGAAUUCAACGAAGUAUCGGAAAUGUGUGAGAUCAAAGCGCGAACCUUCAGCAGACGUAGUGUUUUAGAGUCGAUGUUUGACGAACACUCGGAAGAAUUCGUUCGGUUUUUGCUCGAAAGACCGACGCGAAUGAAGCCUCUGUUCGAAAUGCUGUUGCGUGCUGCCCCAAAUCAGGUACAUAAUUUCUACGACGAGGACGAGUUCACCAUUCGUCAGUUAACCAACGGACAAAGUUUACGACAAAAUGUAAACUUUUACCUUGCUCGAAAACAUCAUCAUUUCGAAUUAGAACAAGAGUUGGAUUCUUUGUAUGGCGGUGCCUAUACCGAGGAUAGUCUUCAUCUAGCAAUACUGUUUCGAAAUGAGCGAUCUGCACUAGCUAUAACGGACUGUCCCCGGCUCUACGCAUUUUGUAAGGCAGAUGCUCAUAGGUUCAGCCAUACGAUUCUUGCGCAAGCCGUACUGUGGAACCUACCGGCGGUGGUUCGACGCAUCUGUGAACUGAGUCCUGAGAUCAUAGAGCAACCAAACAAUGCCAACGAAACGGCACUUUUUCUCGCGGUCUCAGUCGGACAUAGAGAAUCGGUUGAAAUUUUGAUGGAGUUUGGAGCCAAGGUUCAUACUCCUAAUGCUAUCCUCAAAUCGCCGGUAGUCUAUGCUGCUAAAAUGAGGAAAGAUGAUCUGUUGCAACUACUGCUACCGUCAGAUGAUGACUUGUCGAAGGAUCAAGACCUGCUUGGAGAGAUAAUUAACAACGCUGGCUAUGCUAACCAUCACCAACUUCUUCGAAGACUGAUCCCUUUGGCAAGUUCUUCUCGUCCGCUUAUAAAUUCUCUAAAUUCUGCCUCUACGAAGAACCAUCUAGAAUCGAUCAAAGUUAUUCUCGACUUCCAGCCCAGCUUGGUUAAUACUGUAUUCGAAAACGAACAAACUGCACUGUUCAACGCUUGCUACGUUGGUUCUAGGCGAACUGCUACUUGGCUGCUGCGACACGGAGCAGAUUGCAAUAUUCCCGACGACAACAGUGCUUUAUUCUGUGCAGUUAAUCGAAACCAACGAGCAGUGUUUAAAUUAUGCAUAACAGAAAAUUGGAUCAGUGCCAAGCAUCGGGGAUCACUGAUUGAAUAUUUGAUCCAGAAAUCGAAGUUCAAAUUGGCAUGGAUGGUGUUUGAAGCGGGAUAUCCCUGCUCUGUUUCGAGUUUGAGGAAAGUCUACAAUGAUCGUAUGCUGGAUUUUCUGCUCAAUAUGAGUUAUGUAAAACCGGAAAUAGCUCUACAGUUCGAUGGGUUUAUCACUACCAACGCCAUAUUGCUUAAAAAAGAAAAAUUGUAUAGCAAAAUUAUUGACGCAAACUAUCUGUGCAUGUCGGAUAUAGAUCGAGCAAAUCUUCUGAAUAGUGCUAUCAAAGCUAACGAUAAGAAGCUGUUAAGUUCGCUGAUAGCUCGUGGCUGCGACGCGAAUCAGAUGGAUGAGAAAGGAAUCACGCCACUGGGUUUUGCAGUUUCCCUUGGCAAACCAGAACUGGUAAAGUUGCUGUUGAAGGCGGGAGCCGAUCCUAAUCGUGAAUCUUCUGGAAAUUGUGAUAUAGCCUUCACAGCUUGGUCACUCAUAGACGUCGACUCGAUUGUCCACGUUGUAAGUUAUCCGAUCAUUUUGGCUAUUUUCCACGAUCACCUGAAAAUAGUGGAGUUCCUGCUACAGAAAGGCACUUCAGCUGAUGUUCGUGAUCGGCGUGGUCUUACUGCGUUGAUUAUGGCCAUUUCUAAGGGAUACGCGCAACUUGUGCAAAGUCUUAUCGCUCGAGGGGCCAGUGUUGAGUAUGCCUUUAAUUUCAGACAUUCAAUAUUUGAGACAGGAACUGCUGUUCAUGCUGCCGCCUACUGUGGUCAUGUAGAAGUUAUUAGUUUGUUGAUCGAACAGUAUGGUUUUGAUCCAGCUACGGAAGAUGAUCAUGGAAACACUAUUCUACAUUGCGCGAUCGUGGGGAAGCAAGCUGAAGUGGCGGACUACUUGGUGUCUGAGGAGCUUUGGACCACCGCAAAUCGGCGUGGGAUUACGCCGGUACAUUUGGUGUUGAGAGAGCUGGAUCAAGAAAUAUUUCAACAUGUUCAAAAUCGACCGCCGAUAAUCGAAUCUAUUCUCUCAUUUCGUGACGGACAAGGACGAUCAGUUUUACAUCUUGCCGCAUCUCGCGGGAGCGUUUCAGGCUUACGCAAGCUACUAAACGACUUCAGUUUCGAUGUCAACCAUCUCGACCAGCAAGGCAAUACUCCUAUUUACUAUGCGGUUCAAUGUCGGGAUUACCAGAAGAUCAAGUUACUUAUUGAAAAUGGAGCUUCCUUAUUCCAUCGUAACGGAGAAGCUCUAAUACUAGCAGUUAACACGCAUCAAAUUGACGUCAUCCAAUUGUGUAUUGAACAGAACGCGAAUAAUGUGGAAAAACUCAAAGCAUACCGUUUACAAGAUGACACCCUAAUUCAUAUUUGCGCAAGAAAGGGGAAUAUUAAGUUGUGUGAACUGUUACUGAACUCUGUAGAAUUCGACGUAAAUGCAAUUAAUGACAGUGGAAACACAGCACUGCAUCUAGCUACCACUAGUGGUACAGUGCGAAUGACGGACUUACUUUUACGUUACGGAGCCCAGCUAGACAUAAUCAAUAAGGACGGCAAAACAUCCUUUAUCGUAGCAAUAGAGCUAGGUAAUGUAAAACUAGCACAAUACCUGCUUGCAAAAGGUGCCUCCAAACAACUUGCCAUUCAAUUCCGAUAUCCAGCUAAUCAAGGGAUGUGUCUCCUACACCACGUUGCAAAAGAAGGUAAAGUAGACUCAGUAAGAUUCCUUAUUGAAAGUAGCUUCUUCGAACGAGCCAUACCUGAUAGUACGGGGAAAACUAUCGGGCAUUACGCAGCUACCAACAAUCGAGGGCACGUCAUUGAAUUUCUAAUCGCAACGGGUUUCCCUAUUGAUCUGCUGGACAACGAAGGUAGAUCUUCUAUGGUUUGCUCCAUAGAAAUGGGUCACCUUAAAAUAGCUAGGCGGAUGAAGACGAUAGGAUGUUCAAUUAAAAUAGUUCAACACUAUAACGAAAAGCAUUCUCUUUUGGAUCGCGCGAUUUCAGAGAAAAAGGCAGCUUUAGUCGAGUUCCUUCAGAAAGAGUGCUACCUCACCCCGGACCACAGUAUCCUAGAACAGUUACGGGAUGGAAUAUCCGCAAUUUCAACAACAGUAAACAAACUAUUACCAAUAAAAUCACCCCUUCAUUUAGCAAUAGAAAACAACAAAAUGUUGGACAUUGAACGAAUCAUCACCAAAUACAAUCUGUCGCCGGAUGUUCAAGACUCCGAAGGACAAUCUCCCCUACACUACAGCUGUAAAUCGAACAAUUCAGAGGCUGCCAAAAAAUUGCUAGCAUUAGGUGCUACGAUCGAUUUGCAAGAUAACAACAAAGCGACACCCUUGGUAUGUUGUCUACUCAACGGAAACAGUAAACUUGCUGAGAUUCUGAUCCAAGCUGGAGCUUCCAUGGCGUUAGUAUCUUCCUAUCGUGUGCCAUCAAAGGACGAGGAAACGGUGCUUCAUGUAGCUGCGAGAAAGGGUUUCCCGGAUGUCGUUAGAUUGCUUUUAAAAAUCAAUACCCUUCCCGUCGAUGUGGGUGACAAGGAUCUAACUACAGCUCUUCAGGAAGCUGCAAUGUACGGUCAGAUGGAAUGCGUGAAUCUGCUACUGGAAAACGGAGCAGAUCCCAAUUUCGAAGACCUUCAGGGGACGACUAGUUUAACUCGGGCAAUCUCCGGUUUCCAUAGGGUAAUAGCCGAGCUACUGCUUGAUCGAGGUGUGGAUUUGGAAAAUUCCCGCGCAUAUCGAUGGUUGGCUUACAAUGAGUCCCUGUUGCAUGCAGCGAUUCUUCAUAAAAGGGUUGAUUUUAUUGAUAUAUUGAUUAAAAGGGUCGAAAUCGAUGUUAACAUAACAGACAAACGUAUUCGAACUCCGUUGCAUUAUGCCGCAGAGUUGGGAUUGAACAAAGCGACUGAAAUUUUGCUUGAGAAUAAUGCUCGGUGGGAUCUGCUUGACGACCUACAGGCAACUCCACUGAUAUUAGCAACGCUACAUGGACAUUGUGAAACAGCUGAGUUAUUACUCCGUGGAAUGGAGAAUCCCGUGAAUAUCGACACUUAUCGUACGACAGAUUCCCAGAAACCAUUACUGCAUGUUGCAUUUGAUAACGGAUUUUAUAAACUACUCGUACAAAUGUUGACCAAAUUUGAUCUAGAUUUCUCCGUCGUUGAUACAGAAGGCAAAACGGUACUCCACUACGCUGUUCGAGAUGGUAUCACACAAGUAAUCGAACAGUUCUUUUCCUGUUCUCAGUUAUUUUUUACCGCUGAUAAGACAGGCAGCACCCCGUUAGGUGUUUGUAUCGAAAGAUCUAAUACGGAAGUGUUGGAAACAAUUCUUAAUGGAGUGAAAUAUAGUUUGAAUAAAACUCAUUUAAUGAAAAUUCUAGAAUACAUCGUACAAUUCCAAACAACCAAAUCACUGAAAUCAUACAGCAAGUGGUUACUCAACAAUCAGCAAGAGUUUAUAAGGAACAAUCAAAAAAUAUUUGAUCUAUUGGAAGAACUUCACCACAAAACAUCAAUCCUAAUAGCAUUAAUGGACAACGACAUCGAUCUGUUGCAACUGCUUCUAACAUGUGCAGUCGAUAAGUCAUUGUUUAGGCAAAAUGAGUUCCCCAUGAGUUAUUUACAUGUGGCAGCUUCGCAAAACUUUCAACGUAUUGCUGAAAUGCUAAUAACACAAGCCAAUUUACCGGUGGAUAUUUUCACUGAAACACAAAUCACUCCUCUCAUUGUGGCUGCCUUGAUGAAGCAUAUGGACAUGGUUAAAGUAUUACUUAAAUACGGAGCAAACGUUAAUCACGCGGAUCUAAGUCAAAGAACACCCCUCCUGGCAGCCCUGGAAAAUGACUGUAAGGAUAUGGUACAACUUUUCCUCGACCAUGGUGCGGAUGUUGAUUUGGUUCGAACUUUCCGCUAUGACAAUGACAAACAUUGCACUGUACUGCAUUUUCUUGCGGUGAAGGGAUUCAUAACUGCACUACCGUUAGUGUUAGGUUCUCUGGAUGUGAACUGCAUAGAUUCGCAUGGCAUGACUCCACUGCAUUAUGCCGCCAGUAGCAAUCAGUUGGAGAUGAUCGAGUUUCUUGCCGAUUCCGGAGCCACAAUUGACUGCACGGAUAAGGAUGGUACGACUCCUUUGAUGAGGGCCGCUUCUAAGGGUAACGUUGAGGUCUUUCGUAAACUAGUUGAGCUUGGAGCUAGUAUUAACCUGCUGAAGCAAUUCAAAAAUAGCAAUUACGAAAACGAAACAGUGCUACACUUGACAGCAGAAAAGGGGCUUAUCACGAUGACGAAAUUAUUGAUAGAAGAACUUCAAUGUGACGUAGAUUGCAUUGAUAAGGAUGGGAACACCCCUUUGCAUUAUGCUCUGAAGAAAGGUCACUUCGAAGUGGUGAAAUAUUUUCUUGCAAUAAAUACAAACAUGCAUUUAGUUAAUAAUGCUGGUGAAACGGUUUUACAACUGUUAGAGCAAAGCAAUAACGCAGUAAGACCAAAUGAGGCGAGUUCUGAAACGUAAAAUAGUUACAGUUCAAUUCGUUUGCUGGUCUACGACGAAGUUGUAGGUCAGCUACUUAUUAAUAUAUCUUCUGAAGAGACGAACUUUGUUGGGCCUGCGAAUUUUAAAAUAUGACGACUUUAUUUAAAGUAAGUUAAAUUUUUACCCAAAACAUGCUCAUUUUUAAUCUAAUCCUGUUUAAAUAUUUAGCGCAUUUUCGUCACUAUGUAAUGUUUAUCUACUGUGCGGAGAAAACCACAAUAAGUACACAAUCAUCGUCAAAAAUAUAGUUUGGCCUCUAAUAAAUAGAUAGCAUUAACACGCUUCGAAUUUGAAUAAAAUAGUUUCUGCAACCAAAUUUGUAUUCGUUUCCUUAUUCAGCAGUAUGAUAGAGAAAUCAAAUUCAAGCAACUAUAUCGAAUAUGCAGUCAUUAUAGGUCAUAGAGUUUCCAAAACUAUAAUUAAAGUUGUCGCGGAGCACACUGACCGGAGGCCGGACAAAACCUAUAUGUCGAAUAUUGAUAUUUUUCUUUUUUCUAAGUUUUUACAUUUCUUACAAAAGAAAUGUACAGAAUUCGCUCUAACUUUGAAAACUUUUUCCGAGACCCAGGGGGCUGAGUCUCAUACACCAAUCGACUCAGCUCGACAAAUUGAGACAAUGUAUGUAUGUGUAUGUGUUGGUAUGUAUGUAUGUGCAGUGCACUAAUGUCAUGCAAUUAUCUCAGCAACCGCUGAACCGAUCUUAACGAAAUUAGCUUCAAAUGAAAGGCCUAACGUUGCCAUUUGACACUAUAGUGACACUAUUGUUUUUCGUUAUGUUGUUUACUUUCUGAGAUACGGAUGAUUUUGUAAAGACACUAAUGGUUUAAUGCAUAUGACUUUCAUAGAAAGCUAUACCGUCGUGUGCACAUAAUUAGAAAGCUUGUAAAAAUACCUUUCGAACAAGCUAUAUAUUGUCAAAAUCCGUUCACGAACGGCGGAGAUAUUAAACAUUUUGUGUUUUUAUUCCUCUUCUCUUUCACUAACUAAAAAUGAGAUCGUUACGUACAGAGUAUUGUUUUACGGGUGUUUUAGGGGCAAAUCUAAACCGAUUUCGAAUAUCGGGCUAUGGAAACACAUCUACGUGAUUUAAAGAAUUCGAUUCCGAAAACAUUUGCGAAUUUACUUAAUAAUUAAUUAACUAUUUUUCAAAAAUUUAUACGCAAGUUUACUUCAAUGACAAAACAAUGUGUAAAUUCACUUCAAAGUGAAAAUUUGUCCAGAUUUGAUGUAUUAACCCAAUUCAUGCCCAUGUUGUUUGUGGGCAACAACGUUUUUAAACAGCUAUAACUUUUGAUUGAGGCAAGAUUUGCUCACCAAAACAAGUAAGGCUAAUAAAUGUGACUAUUACCUUUAAUUUGAGUACUAACAGCUACAAGGAUCAGCUCUAAAAUUGAAGUUAUUGCAGUUAGUCUGAUGUGAUUUCAAUGGAGCAGUGCUGCCAGGGACAGUUUAAGUUAACGACGAAAAAUGAAUUUUAUAUAUAUCUUCGCCAUGUUUUUUUGUAUUUCGUUUAUUUGACACGGCUCAUUGUGGUAACUUAACGGAGCCGUGGGUCUAUUAAAUUAUUACAACAUGUAAAAAUAAAAAUGAAUAAAAAUCAAUAUUAUGAAGUAUCCUUCGGGUCUCGUCCACGCACUUUCUAUUGCGCGGAGCUUUCGUACCAUUUGUCUGCUCGCCUAGUGCAUCUUGUAGGUCGAUUAAUUUUCUUUUGUUUCCGUCGAUGUCAUCAUCGUCUUUGGUGUCUACAUGUUCACGAUCAGAUGUUCCUCCUUUCUUAGUGCCCUUACGGGUUACGAGAGUAAAGCCGUUGUCAUUUGUAUUGGCUUCCUCGCCGAUGGUGUUAACAGUUGAUUCUGAAGCAUUAGAUUCUGUUUUUAUAGUUGUUAUUAUGGCCUGAACAGCUGCCACAAAAUUGGUAACCGUUUGUGGUUCUGGUGAUGGUGUUGAAGUCUGUGUUUCGGAUUGGUUUUCCGAAGAUGUGUGGAGAAUUGGCUGUGAUGCAUUCUCCUCAGUAUCUUCCGCACAAGGUGUUCCAUGAUGUGCAGUCUGGUUACAGUAUUUGCACGUAGGUGUCUGCCCUUCGUGGGUGCAUAGCGUGGUCUGUUUAAUGUUAGUCCGUUACAUUUAAAUUGUAUAGUCAAGUGGAAGGGGAUAGGUCUUUCCACUCGCAUCUUCACCACAAAAACACCGUUAGGAGUACCCGGGAAGAAUUUUCUCCAAGUAUCAGGUUAACGGAUUCCACUUCUCCGAAUUGCGACAUCUAUUUUGUAAUUGAUUCACGGGUACGCAAUGAUAAAUCAUGUAGCCUCACAUCUAUAAAAUCAUUUUCUAUGUAAACUGGGAUCUUCAUUUCAACUUUUAAUAACGUGUUUCAGGUUGUUCUGUAAAGCGAAUUUCUUUGCUUGGUCUAAUGUGAUGAAUGAUAUCAAUACUGCGCAGCGCAAAUGAUGAUAUUGAAGAUAGGUGACGUCCUUAAGCCUAAGCUUCAUGUUCACCUUCAGAAAAUGUUCCAGCUCACGGAGACUCGGUCGUGUAGAACAAAAUCUCAAGUCAACAACCGCUGUGUUGGCUCGAAGCAGCGCUUUUCCAUCAAAUUCACUCAUGAUGGCAGGAGUACAUACAAUGGUUCGUUUGUUCUAGACGCACUAACUGUCGUUCACUUUGCUCGUUUGUUACUCUGACUUGGUAUAUGUAAAAAUAGAUUGAACGGUUUCCUUUGUUUUUAAGCCAAUGAACAUAAGAUAAAAGUACUGUGUUGUGGUUCUUUUGCGCUGGGUCAGACAGCGGCAGAAUUUCGUGACCGGUGUCUUUGGUGGUUGUAAAUCGACUGAUCUUCGCUAUGUUGCAAUAUUAUUGAAAACUGAUAAAACUUAUCAAUUUAGAGUGCCUUUGGUUAUGUUUUCCACACAAUUGGACUAUUGUAAAUGUUCUAUGAGAAUUGUAUUGAAUAUUGGAAGGUAAAAAUUGAGCAGCUUUUAGCACUGCAAGAGAAGCACCUAUCUUUAUGCAAAAUGGCUUUUCGUGUUUCUUGACCCCACCGUUUUCAAGGAAAAAUAGAUUUGAAAUCCUACAUGCACUAUAAAAAAGUUGGGCAUGAAAGGGUUAAUCCGUUGGGUUAAGCAUUGCGUUCAGUCGUGAGAUAGACGUUGGAUGGUAUAUGAAUGCACAGAUCACCAAGUAAUCCACCUAGUAGUAAGAAAAAAGAUUUAUAACAUAAUUCAUAUUCAUAUUAUACUCGUAGCAUCACCGAGAGCAACUGUAGUUUUGAAAAACAGAAUUCUAGUACAAGUUUAUCUUCUUUUGCAAAAUUUAUGUUAUACUAAUUAUACCGUAAAAAUUAUCCGUUGAAUUAUGUAUAAUAAAGAUGUAUGGAAUCAAAAUUUCGCCCUAUGUACAAAAAUAAUGUCACAGCACUAACCAUCAUUUACGAUUCCUCAUUUGUCGCCCCUCUUCACCUCCGAUC
Molecule: messenger RNA, 12750 nt
Organism: Topomyia yanbarensis
Lineage: Eukaryota; Metazoa; Arthropoda; Insecta; Diptera; Culicidae
Exons: 5
Coding region: 750-9266 (2838 amino acids)
Molecular function (GO): protein binding
Source: RefSeq, a predicted model, not a curated record